Iphiclides podalirius (scarce swallowtail) is the source of this 207-nucleotide messenger RNA. The record is from the annotation of a GenBank genome assembly. NCBI's taxonomy places the organism in Eukaryota, Metazoa, Arthropoda, Insecta, Lepidoptera, Papilionidae.
AUGGCACUUAUCGGUUAUCAGAGCAGGCCUGCGCUGCGCGUGCGCUGCGGACGAACAGUUGAUGCUCGCACGCCGAGAGGAAGACACAUCCGCCGGCGAGGCGCUCGCGAUAAAGUGAACCGACGGAAUUUCGCGCGCAUUUUCGCCGUUACAGCGCACGCGAUACAAGUUGACUUUGAGGGGAUUAUAAUCGAAUGUAAUACAGAG